AUGCGGAAACGAAAACCGCGAAAUGAUUGUUCCGAGCGCCUCGUAGACGACACCGAGCCAGAGGAGAACGAGGAUAGGCGGAAUGGGGUACUGCUGAAUAAAACGGCGGGUUUCUCGGAGACGUUUAGGCGCGCAAUGCGCAGGGUUCCAGCGAUUGUUGCGCUGCGCGCCGUGCUGCCACGCGGGAGCUGGUGGGACCUGCAGCAGCUGGCUGGGAGGAAGGCAGCACGCGGGAAAGGGGCCAGUGGUAGCAGCAGCACCGAUAGCAGCAGCGAUGGGGAUAGCAAUGGGAGUGGGAGUGGGAGCGGGGGUGCAGAAAGGGAUUCGCCCGGCGAGCUGUGGGACGCCAUUCGCAAGCUCUGGCGGUUCUGCGCGCCCAACAGGACCAUGCUCCUGUCAGAGGUGGCCAUGCCGCACUACCUAGCAGCCGCCAUAUUCAAUGCGUCUCACGGGCUCACAGACCAGUUCAGCCACAACGUUCGUCUCCUCGUCGCCAUGACUCUCGCCUGUGGCCUCUUCAGAUGCGGCGAAUGCGGCUGGCUCUGUACGAGACGCUCAUCCGGCAGGAUAUCGCCUUCUUUGACGGCCAGUCUGUGGGCGACCUCACGUCCCGCCUCGGCUCUGACUGCCAGGCAGCUGGGUACACGAUGGGCAGCGAUCUCAACAUCGUGCUGCGGCACUCGUUGCUCGUGGGUGGCCGCCGGGUACAUGAUAGGCAGCGAUCUCAACAUCGUGCUGCGGCACUCGCUGCUGAGCAUAGGAACGCUGGUGUUCCUCAUUCGGCUCAACUGGCAAAUGGCCCUCGUGACUGCGCUCCUCUGUGCCCUCAUGUGGUAUCUGCUCAUCAUCUAUGGCGACUUCUCCCGACUGAGCUCCAUGGUACUGCAGGACAAUGAGGCAGCAGCCAAUGAGGUGGCAGAGGAGACCGUCUCACUUGUCCGGGUGGUGCGGACGUUUGGCACGGAGAACGAGGAGGUGAAGAGGUACGACGAGCCUCUCAAGAGGCUAGUGGACGUGGGGCUGCGGCGGAGUGUGGCCAACGGUUUAUGGACAUGCGCUGACAACAUUGUCUAUAACGCCUCGCUGGUGGCAGUAGUCAUGAUGGCCGGCGGGGCGCUAAUGACGGGGCGCAUAACAGCGGAGGAGGUGACGCAGUUUGUGAUGUACGCGGACUGGAUGGCGUAUAACAUGUGGUGCGCGGGCGAGCACUGGGCCACCCUCAUGGACUCCAUUGGCGCCUGCCACCGCGUGUUUCAGCUGCUGGAUUUGCCGCACCCAGAGCAGCUCACACAGGGGCACGGCCAUGUGUUGCCAUCGUUGAGGGGCAAGCUAGAGUUCCGCAAUCUCUCCUUUCGCUACCCCACCCGCCCUGAGGCUAUUGUGCUGGAGGACAUAGACCUCACCAUCCAGCCGGGCGAGCUGGUGGCACUGGUGGGGCACAAUGGCAGUGGCAAGAGCACCCUGCUCAGGCUGCUGCAGCGACUUUACGAGCCCUCGGAGGGGCGGGUGCUUAUAGACGACGUGCCUCUACCAAAGGUUGACAUCACUUGGCUGAGAAGCCACAUUGGCGUCGUCAGCCAGGAGCCUCUUUUGUUCAGCAGAGACGUGGCAUCCAACAUUGCAUAUGGAAGCACCAAGAAAGUUUCCCGGGAAGACAUUGUCCGGGCAGCAACCCAGGCCAACGCGCACCAAUUUAUUUCCGAGCUGCCCGAGGGCUACAACACAAUGGUGGACAACGCCCGGCUGAGCGGCGGGCAGAAGCAAAGGAUAGCAAUUGCUCGGGCUUUAGUGCGCGACCCCACUCUGCUGUUCCUGGAUGAGGCCACGAGUGCUCUGGAUGCUGAGAGCGAGCACUACGUGCAGAUGGCAUUGAACCAAGUUAUUUAUAAAGACUCACAUGCAAGUGGACACAGAAGGCGAACCAGAGUGGUCAUUGCACAUCGGUUGUCCACCAUCCGUUCUGCUGAUAGAAUUGUGGUUCUAUCUCAUGGAAAGAUAAUCGAGGUUGGCACACAUGAUCAGCUGCUGGAGCGAAAGGGGGCAUAUAUGGAAUUGCACUCACCUUUGCAGGAACGACAAGCUAUGGAUCCAAGCAUGUCCCUCCCGCAUCUUGAGGCUCCUCGCGAUGUGCUGCGAUCUGGUCUCCAUCAGCUCCGCGACGAAGUGUCUCUUGCUCAUCCAGUAGAAGAAAUUCAGAGACAGAGAAGGAAGGAGCACGAGGGAACCGUUGACAUGAACUUGGGUAGAGUCUAUGGUUCAGCCUUCCCUGCUCAGCUGCACAUGGAGCGACAAAUACUUUCCAAAUUCAAGAGGUUGCCUGGUCUGCCAUCAUCCCACCUGGGCCUACAUUCAAUGAUGGGUACUCUUGAUGAGCUUGCAGUGGAGGAUGUGGUUGGAUAUGGAGAUAAGGUUGAAAUUCCCCGUGUGGACUUGCAUGAGAUAAUGGAAUACAAGCUUGGCCUUAUCGACCAAUUGCCCCAGGCGGAGCUUGCGCGGUUGAGCCAAGGCGCACUGACCGGCCUCCCCGUGCUGGCGUCGUUUCGCGCGGAAGACUGGGACCUGGAGCAGGGGGAACCGCGCGAGGCUCAGGGCGCAAGCGCGGAAGAACCCGGGGGGGAUCGGUCAGGCGCUGUAGUAGCAGGCGUCGGUGAUUCAGGCGGCCUUGGGAUUGACGCGCUUUCAGCAACAGCGAGAGCAGGCUCAGAUGAUCCACGGGGGAGGGAGGAGGUCACCGAGGGUAACAGAGAAGUGGGUCGCAGACAGGAGGACGGAGAGGAGGUUGCCAGGGCCAGUAGAGAGCGAGGCGAUCACGAAAAACAUUCGUCAAGUGAUGACGAAGGGAGCAGUUCAGGGGAGGACGAGGGUGGGACAAUCCAUUCCGACUCAGACACCACGGACCCCUUGUAUACCUCACACCCAGCCUCCACAUGCUCUUCCGAGGCCAUCAUAGCAUGCUUUGUGCACGGGGGCGAUCGGCCGCUCUGGCCCUUCUGUGUGGACGCGCGGCGGCUGUGGUGGUACUGGCGCGCGCUGCUGCUGCUGCUGGUGGCGCUGGUGGUAUUCGGUGGAUCGUUGGGCAUGGCAUGGCUGGGCAAGAUCGGGGACGCGCUGCUCGUGCCCUGCCCCGUCUGGCCCACGUCUGGCCUCGCGCUCUACGCUGUGCUCGUGUUCGGCAUGGGCACAUGGCCGGGCAUAUUCCUGGGUGGCGCACUCCUCGUGUACACUGGAGCCGCAUGGCACCUCUCUGAACACCUCUCCACUGUGCAGAUCGCCCUCGCAUCCCUCACAAUCGCAGCCUUCCUCACAGCCUCCGUGCUCUGCCUCUCCUUCUUCCUCACGCGCGUGCUGCACCGCCUACGCCCCCACGAUCUCACCCCUCUGGACCGAGUCAAAGACAUCUUCCUCUUCGCCCUCUUCUCCUUCCUGGUCUCCCUGCUGUUCGAAGGCCUCGUCGCCGUCGUAGUCAGCGCGUGGGAUGCUGACCUGGCAGGUGACAGCGUGGCAGUGGCAGCAGGGCUAAGAACGCUUGGGUCGUUCACAGGGAUCAUGCUGACUGUGCCGCUGCUCCUGCAGCUCACUGCCUCCUGCCUGUGCUGCUGCGCUCGGCAGCCUGGGCAGGAGGGGGAGGAGGGGAAAGAGGGGCAGGAGAAGGAGGGCAAGGAGGGGACGCCGGAGCAGGAAGGGAAGCCGGGGCAGGAGCUGCAGGAGGAGGGGAUGAGCGUCGCUGCUGAAUCACCCCGAUCCGAAGCAGAGUCUCACUAUGCAUCUGCCACGCGUCUCCAGCCACCCCUGGGCGAGCAGCACGGGCGACGGCCUGUAAACCUGGCCGCAGUAGGUGUGGGAAGUGAGGCAGAUUUGGACAUCCGGGACACUCUUUCCUCCCUGCGCUUCUGGGAGUUCAUCUUUCUGCUGCUGCUCAAUGCUGCCACGGCCUGUCUCAUCUUCUCCACCCCUGCAGCCCCCACUACUUCCUCCUCCACCAAUCCUGUCCCUGCUGCUACUGCUGCCACUGCUGCCCUCCCAUAUCUGCUCUUCCCGGGGGUCCUCUGGGCUUGCAUUCGCUUCCACCGCAAGGGCUCGGGCCUCGUACUCGUUAUAGUCGUCCUCAUUGUGUGCUUCUGCACGGCGCAGGGGCGCGGGCCGCUGGUUCGGGAGACGGCGAGUGGGACGGUGCUGCAGGUGCAGGUGCUGGUGCUUGUGCUGAGCUUGGGCGCUGUGCUGCUCGCGGCUGCUGUGAGGGACACACGGCGCCUGCGAGAGGGGCUGAGGCAGCUGAACAUGUCGCUGGAAGAGGAGGUGGCGAGACGCACAGAGCAGAUGCAGGCAGUUAACGAGGAUCUGAAGAGGUCCAAGGAGGAGUUGGAGGAGGCGGGGCGCGCCAAGACGGAGUUCCUCGCCAACAUGAGCCAUGAGAUCCGCACGCCCAUCCACGGCAUCAUCGGCAUGACAGCACUGGCUCUAGACGCCCUAGAGUCGCUCCACGAUCCCCACGACCCCCACGACCUCACCACACACCCUUCCUCUGACGCGCUGGCGCUGCGGAACGAUCUGACGGUGGAGCUGCACGAGCAUCUGACGGUCGUGGCGCAGUCUGCCGACUGCCUGCUGAACAUUGCCAACACAGUGUUGGACCUGGCGAGGAUAGAGGCGGGGCAGCUGGCACUCGAUAAAGUGCCCUUCGCGUUGAGAGAUGUGGUGGGGUCUACCAUGCGCAUGCUGCAGGUUUCUCGUGCUCUCAGGCAGCGACUGCUGGAGCAAGGUAAUGCAGGGGCAGGGAGCAACCUCCAUCCGCAGGCUGAUGCGGAGGCAGGGCCUUGCAGAGAGAGAGGGCAUGAGGCAGGAGAGAGAGAGGGGAUUGGGAAGGAGGAGGAGGAGGAGGAGGAGGAGGAGGAGGAGGAGGAGGAGGAGGAGGAGGAGGAGGAGGAGGAGGAGGAGGAGGAGGAGGAGGAGGAGGAGGAGAGGGGAGAGAGUGUGUUCUGGGCCAGAGGGGGUGGGAGAGGGGUUGGGGAGAGCGGAGGGCAGGGGCGAAGGGAGCAGGAGGGAAGCGGGGAGGAGUGUGAGUGA
Closterium sp. Yama58-4 is the source of this 5064-nucleotide messenger RNA. Lineage: Eukaryota; Viridiplantae; Streptophyta; Zygnematophyceae; Desmidiales; Closteriaceae. The record is from the annotation of a GenBank genome assembly.